Cydia pomonella (codling moth) is the source of this 3775-nucleotide messenger RNA. Its product is annotated as anaphase-promoting complex subunit 11-like. Gene Ontology annotation, cellular component: nucleus; anaphase-promoting complex. The coding region runs from base 154 to 1749 and encodes 531 amino acids. Lineage: Eukaryota; Metazoa; Arthropoda; Insecta; Lepidoptera; Tortricidae. The transcript has 3 exons. Gene Ontology annotation, biological process: positive regulation of mitotic metaphase/anaphase transition; anaphase-promoting complex-dependent catabolic process; protein ubiquitination. The record is from RefSeq and is a predicted model, not a curated record. Gene Ontology annotation, molecular function: zinc ion binding; cullin family protein binding; ubiquitin protein ligase activity.
GCCUGCCGGCCGGCCGCCUCAGUCCGUGACGCGCGUCCGCGGGGACGGCCGUACCGCACCGCGCAAACCCAAGCGCCCGCGAGUGACGACUGACGUACACAUGCGCUCCUUAUACUAUAGCUCUCCUUUUAUAGUACGAGUGACGCUUCAACAAUGCUGAUGGUACAGACCAACACUCAACCCAUGAAGAACAGCAAAAUUAAAGGUCCACCUCCUGUCCCGCCGCGACCCAACCAGAGCGUCGUCGCCGAGGCCCUAGCGAAAACAAGGAAAGCGGUCGCCGAUUCCAAGGCCAGCCUCGUCAAAUCUCGGACGCUGUCUAAGGAGCGGCAAGCCACGACCAAAGCCAAAACGUUAGAUCGGAGUUCCGCUAGCCCUUCGUCGGUUUCACCCAAACAGAAUGGUUUGGCCAGAGUCAAAUCGUUCAUCAAAGAUGUCAUCAGCGACCGAAGCUCCUCGUCCGAUGAAAGAAAGUCCAGCGGCCAAAACUCCAGGCGGAGCUCCAGCGACAGCAGCUCCAUACAGUCUCCGGCUUCGAAUAAGAGAUCCAACGAAUCACUAAAUUCUAAAGCAGUUAAAACAUGUAAACAAAUUUUAGUAAGGUCCUUGUCCACAUCGAAUAAAUUAGAUCAAGACGCUAAGGGUAAAGUCACGAAAUCUUCAAGUUUCGUGGAAAAAACCUUACCUUUGCGUAAAGCACCACCGCCGCCUUUAUCACCAAAACCUAAGUUGAAACCAAUAAAACCUUUACCCGUACAUAGGAAUUCCUUAGAAAGAAAGAAAUCAAUACCAUCGUUUCCAAAUUCUCCAACGACUUCAACUCCCGAAGUAAGUCCGUAUUCGUCGCCAGUAGAUGCUAAACCCCCACAGAGCCCGACGAUAGAAGCACCUUACGCCACCGUAGAGGAAGUUCAGGAAUUCGACGACAGAUUACGAAAUAGCCCGUCAAAGCAAGUCAAUAACCUCCCGGAUACACAAAACGCCCCCGACACUCCUAAUCGUGACGAAACUGUAAAUAAAAAUAACAAUUCACUCGAACGAAAAACCUCUCGCGUCACCGAGAUGCUAAUUUCAGAAAUAAUAGCCAGCAGAAACAAUAAAAAGAACGAAGCUAAUACAGUAAUAGAUAAAGGCAAGGAUUCCGAGAAUAUGAGUAACGGCAAUGAUUCGCCGGGGAUAGUGAUGAAGGAUAUGAAUAACCAUGAAAUGUUGAUCUACGAGCUACAGACGAUGCGCUCGCAGUCGAACGUGCCAGAGACGUUGGAGCCUAAGGAUCAUGUGGUCGAAAGAAGUGAAAAGUGUGAUUCUGAGGACUCAGAACAAAACUAUGCUAUGUCGUCAGUGUCGAAUUUCAGUGGGAACACAGAUGAUGAGAGUGACCAGGCCUAUGCGUAUAUUGUCGAUGAUGAUCUCAAAUCAAGGUUACGCAAACAGUUCAAAGCCAUCAGCACGAUGUCGCUGCAGGGUCUCCCGCCGCUGCCUAAGAGCCUGAGUGGCUUCGCGGACGGCGAGCAGGAUUCCCCGCCCGCCGCCCCCGUGGACGACGAGAAGCCCCCCACAGAUCUCGACUCGCAGCUCACCUAUUUGAAAAAAGAAAUGGCGAGCCUCCGUCAGUUGGACCUGUCGCUGCUGUCGGAGCUGUGGUCACUGAGCGAGGCCAUGGCGUCCUGGCGCCGGCAGCUGGAGCGCGGCCCGAGACUACGCCCCGCGCCGCCGCCGCCGCCCCCGCCGCACUACCUUAGAACAUAGCUAAUUCAUCCUUUCAAUCAUGACUAGACAACAUCGUAAGAACAGACAAACACUGGAAACUUUUUUUAGAAAUUUAGAAUAGGAGAUAGUUUUGACAGACGUUAGGUACCUACAUUUUUUUGUAUCCCAUUUUUUUGAGGAAAUAUUAAUAUGGACAUAUAGUUUUAACACGUUAGCAGUCCAGUCCCCAUACAAAAUAUUUUCAUUUCCUCGUAAGUUCAAGGAAAUUACUGCAAUCGCACGGCCAUGCUCCACAUAUGGGUCAUCAAUGUCACCAGAUACGUACUUAGAUUAGUACAAUAUCUUUCUGAAUGCCCGUCUGUUUUAAGACUAGAAUUCAAAAGAAAGACAGAUUUAAAAAUAUCUCUUUAUUAGUUAUGUUUAGGCGUUUUUGUCGUAUCUUAGUAACCCAUAUGUAGGGCACGGACUUGUGAAGAUAGUUCGUCGUGACCCAUAUAUGUGGGACUGGACUGUGAAGGUGUUAUUAAUAUCAUGGAACUCUCUCUACGCCAUACUGUCCAAAAAUUAUACUUAGUACGUAGGUACCUAUAAACAUCUUAUGGAUAGGUACUGAUUGUCUUUUGUUGCAACUGCAUUGGUAUUUGUAAUAAAGGGCGUCGAAUUUCCCUUCUGUUGUAAGAUUCCGGUAAAGUAAAAGAUCGGAAUUAUCUAAUACCUAUGAGUCUACAUCGUCACCAAAUUUAUAAAUAUCUAUACAAUUGUAAUGUAAGAUUUUAAAUUAUAGCCUAUUCCAAGCGCAUUUUUUAAAUUUCAAGCAUUGACAUAUAUUCUAAGAACUGGCCUUACGGGCAAAAAGAAUGGGACCAGUACAGUGGUGUCAAGCACACGAAUUCGAGCCAAUCGUGCAGUCUAACGCCGCAACGCAAUUGGUUGAUGAGUUCGCAUCACGUGCGCGAUUGGUCGCAACUAAUUGCGUUAAGGGCCCUCCACACUCGUGCGCGAAUCUAGGCGCGAAGCCGCGAACGCGGGUGAGAAGGGCCCUCGCGUCGAUUUCGCAGAUUGUUCACGCCUUCGCGCCUUAUUCCCCGUUUUUUGUCGGUAUUUUGCCCGCGUCAAAGGAGACGCGUAGCGCGAAAUUGCAAGACUCCACACUCGCGAUCGCUUCGCGCCACGAUUCGCUCACGAGUCGGUUAAUCUGUUAAACUGUCAUAACCUUCUAUGGCGGCUACUUGGUUAUAUUCGGUGCGAACUUGAUCAGCCAAAAAUCAAUUUGACAGUUCCCAGUUUAAAUCAGUGCCUUGCCGCAAACUAAAUCCGAUCAGCUGACGCUUCGGCGCCAUCUUGCCGCGAAGCAAACUGCGAAAUCGCCGUGAAGUUGUGCGAGUGUGGAGUCUACGUCAACGUCGCGGUAUGUUCGCGCCGCGAUUCACGCGCAUAGUCUGGAGGGGGCUUUAGACUACGCUCUCACUAUUUUCGAGUAAGAUUCCCCAUUUUAUGAGAUUUUCCUUUGAUCGACCGACUCCCACCCGUAGACGGUUCAAGGCCCGCCAAAUUUUCUUCCGCCAAGUUCUGAGAUGUUGCGCCUUGUACGCAAAAUAUUGAAUCUCCAGUUUUGGUACAAUCGGUUUCGUAUGCUUUUUCCGUCCAUUGAUCGAUGCCCUCCAUUCCACAGCAAUGUCUUGCGCACUCACAAGUUUUAACAAGUUGCUCGCUGAGAACGUCUUGUAACACUUGACGACCAUUGCCGGAAUAAAUAUACUUAGAGAUAUAUGUCAGUGAUUUCAAGUGACGGUGUUUCUGUUGUUUACUUUUGUGAAUAAGUUAUACCUAGUCUGGCCAACCAUUUCCGUGUCUGUCAGUCACCUUCAGAAUCAUAUACCCAACCCUUUCUUUGGGUUGAUAAUAUUUAAGAAUUGUAUUUUUACGUGAUUGGUUGGCCAAACUAUAUCUAAUAAUAUCGCUGAUCACCACAGACGUAGGAAAUGUGUAUAUUGUGUGGACUGUAAAAAUAUUUGGUUGCAAUUGUACUUUUUUUUAAUAAAUCAUGUGUAAGUGUUUCAACUAA